UUUAGCAUAACUUCCCAUGGGCAUCAACGCACGGGGCUCUAACCUUUCCUGGUAACGAAUGUUUAAACAUACGACAACACAACAGGAAGCUCGUGGUCCUCACUAUUUGUACACGUUAAAAGUAAACAUAUAAUUUGGGACUAUAAGCCCCUUUGUCGGGAGGUCAUGGACCUGAAUGUUCCUACGCAGAUGCACCAUUUCAUUCUUCAGUUCUAAACAGUUUCACGAGAGCAUUGCAAUUCUGGUAACCUCGGAACCGAUUCACAAGUUGACUGAGUGCGGUUUCUCGGGGUGUUUUCUGAGUGUAUGUGACAUUUCUUGACAUAACAUUGGUGGUGUUGGUGGGAGGUGGAGGAGUUGAUUUGCAGCUCAACCCUCAGCAGCUAACGCCGGUUUAACCACGUAUGUGCUGUAACAUCGACACCCCCCUCCUCCUCCCUGCUUCCGGCGAUUCUCAGCGAACGUUUGAUUCACUUUAAUUUCAUUAGUAGAUGAAGUGGGGCGAGGGUGGGAAUGAACGUCACUGUCUUCCGAGAGGCGAUCUCGGGCACCAGCAAACAAAGCCGGUGUCGUAAGACAAUGUCUGUCGCAAAGCCGGGGGAGUGCCGUGCGGUGGAUUGAGUAAGGCUCGCGCGAGUCUCGGCGGGCCGUCGAUGCGGGACGGCUGUAAACAAGGGGCGAGUUCCUUACUGAAAGCGCUGGAUAAACGUCUCUCCCGAUUGUACGAGGCGGCUGGCACCUUCCACUGCAGCUUCGAUAUUAGUGCAAGAAUAAGAUCAUCCAAUCCCUUAAUAGACUUCCUGAUGUAACUCAUAUAAAUCUGACCUUCAACCUGGAUAUGAAGACUGAGAUAACAUCUGAUGCACCCAGAAGACAGGAGAGUUCCAAGGAGUCAUUAAUGAACCCUGAGCCAAUCCUGGCAACAAAAAGUUUUAGUACAGACGUUGAAAUGAUUGCAAGUAAGGUUGGAAAUGACUUCACUCAUAUUUGUGAUUCUGGAAAGCCAAUCAAAGGCAUGAAUGAGAACAGAUUAGAACAGGAGAAAAUGGUUGUCACUAGAAAAAAGCGUAAGAGCCAGCAGGCUGGUCCAUCAGAAACUCAAAACUCUAAUUUGAAAGAUCACCCAAGUAACAUUGGUUUGAGGCCUCAUAUGCAGUCACAAGACCAUGCAGAUGAUUCUUCUUUUAGUGAGUGUGUUUCAUCACCUUCUUCAAGUCUACAUUUUGGAGACUCUGAUACAAUGACUUCAGAAGAGGAGGAGAUUCCAGAUAGACAUUCCCAAACAGUAUUGAGUGGCACAAGUAGAACAAUUGAUUCAAAAAUGCACAAGUGGCCGAGGUCUGAACAGGAAUCUAUAUCAGGGAUUUUAAUUAAGCGACCUUGUCUCCCAAAUAGCAGUCUACGGAGGCCUCAACAGAGAAAGAAAUUUAAUAAACCUAAUGUUUCUCAACGGACACAAAAACAAAAGGAGCGUAUUUUAUUGCAGAAGAAGAAAAGGGAAGUUUUUGCUCGUAAGAAGUAUGCCUUACUGUCAAGUUCUAGCAGUUCAGGUGAUAAUGACCUGAGCAGUGAAUCCUCCUCCAGCUCUUCCACUGAAGGGGAUGAUGAUUUAUAUAUGUCAAGGAAUGAAAGCCACCAAAAUAAUACAACAGUUGCCUCAGGAAAUAUUGAUGAGGAUGUUGUGGUGAUUGAGGCCACCUCAGCUCCCCAGGUUACUGCCAAUGAAGAAAUCAAUGUUACCUCAACGGACAGUGAAGUGGAAAUCGUCACUGUUGGGGACAGUUGCAGGUCUUACACCACACUUGUGGGUCACUCAAGGGUACACUGGGGCCAAAGCUCAAGCUCCCAGAACAGACCUCAGGAGCAAUGGAGCCGAAACAGAAUAUCUACAGUUAUCCAGCCAUUGAGACAAAGCACUGCAGAAGUGGUAGAUCUUACUGUGGAUGAAGAUGAACCCACAGUGGUGCCAACAACCUCUGCUACUAGGUCACAACCUGUUGCUAAUGUACCUACCUCGGGCCAGAUCCUAAAUACAACUUCCGGUCCCUCUACUGCUCAGCCUGCCUCUGUGACACAGACUUCAGGAGCUCCUGCAGCAGGUACUUCAGCAGGAGAUGAUGUUCGGAGAGCUGGGUUAAGUACAGUGCCAGAAGCUGGUCCCGGGGCAAUGCCAAGGCUCCCAUCCUGCUGCCCUCAGCAUUCACCAUGUGGCGGAUCUUUGCAAGGACACAACUCAUUAGCCCACCCUCAUCCAAACUGUCUUCAGCAACAUAGUCACCAAUUUCAGCACCACCCUGGUGCCCACUCUACAGUGCCACCAGCAAUGCCUUCAUUUCCUGAAUCAAGCUGUCCUUUGGAGAGACCUGCUGUAGUGCCCGCUCCUUGUGGAGCUAGUGGAAAUACAGGUGGCCUAUAUCAGACUGUGCCUGUUGAUUUAAGUAGCGGUGCUGUUAGAAGCCAUGGAAAUGGGAGUUUCCAUGGUACUUCUGCAUUUGAUCCCUGCUGUCCUGGAAAUUCCUCACGAACUACAGUCUACGGUACACAAGCAACACCUGGAACAAGCCAGCCUGUGACUGUCGAAGGAUAUAGUUCUGGGAUGGUAGGACAGUCUCAAGGUCAACCACAGCCUCCUCUUGCUUCUUGUCGACAUUAUAUUCACCCUACCUAUGCCCCAUUGUCAAGAGCACUGCACCACCAAGCUCCCACGUGCCCUCAUGCACAUGGAAAUCCUCCCCCUCCGCCACAACCUCCUCCCCAACCAGAGUAUGCUAUUCCACACCCGGUGCACCCUUUCCAUCCACAGCUUCCCUCACAUCCUUCAACUCAUACUGUACCCCCAGCUGCUCCCCCACCUCCGCAUCUUCCUGCAACAGCAGCAACAAUGUCACACCAUAUCCCUACUGCACCACCUUCUUCUCAGAGACUACACCAUCAUGAAAUGCUUCAGAGAAUGGAAGUUCAGCGAAGAAGAAUGAUGCAGCACCCAACUCGAGCACAUGAGCGGCCUCCGCCACAUCCACAUCGUAUGCAUCCUAACUAUGGUCAUGGGCAUCAUAUUCACGUUCCUCAGACAAUGUCCUCGCAUCCACGACAACAACCAGAGAGGCCAACAUGGGAUCUAGGUAUUGAACCAGGGGUGACUGCAGCACCAUAUCCACCAAGUCACCUUCAUCCUCACUUGGCUCAUUACCACCCACCACCACCUCCUCGACUACAUCAUUUCCCAAUUGGAGCAUUGCCGUUUAUGGCUGUGCCUCCAGACAUGGCAGGUUACCCUCAUAUUCGCUAUAUUUCCUCAAGGAUUCCAGGCUUCAGAGCCACCUAUGAGGAUUUACUACAUUUAGAAGAACGACUGGGUAAUGUUAAUCGAGGUGCCUCACAGGGUACAAUUGAGCGAUGUACGUACCCACAUAAAUAUAAAAAGGUGAUAACUGACUUACAGAGGAAACUGCAGUAUAAACAGGAAGAGGAGGAUGGAAUAGAGGAUGACACAGAGGAGAAAUGUACAAUCUGUCUCUCUAUCCUAGAAGAAGGAGAAGAUGUUAGGCGUCUACCCUGCAUGCACCUCUUUCAUCAAGUGUGUGUGGACCAGUGGCUGACUACCAACAAGAAAUGCCCCAUUUGCAGAGUGGACAUUGAAGCUCAGCUGUCUGCAGAUAGUUGACAUCUCAUUAACUCUUCUCAGUACUGCAGUCAACCAAAGAUGGCAUGAAUAACCUGCGCAGAUUCAAAAGCAUUGAACCUAGAGUGCGGCUAAGCCACAUAGUACAAUUUAUGCUAGGCCUACAAUGAUAUUUCAGUAUAGAGUUUAAAUUUUAAUGUAUUUAUGAAGCUUUUUUAUGUGGCUUUUUAUGUUUUUCCAGGUCAUUUUAUUUUGCAUGGUUCCUUGGAUUGCAUUUCUUUGCACAUAACGGGCUUUGUGUCCUCAGACUUGCAGGCAAGAUUAGCUGCUCUAGAUAGAAACAAAGUCAUUUUCAUGAUGCCUUGCUUUACUGGAAUAGAAUAAGUCAUCAGUCUCUAACCCUGGACUUUAAUUUAAACAUUUAUACUAGAUUGUGUAUAUAGAUUGUGAUCUGUUCAUUAAGGAGGAAUAUCAAGACAUUCCGUGAUUAGGAAAACACUGCUGUAUUGUAGAAAUUCAUCAAACAGCAAUCAGUUGAUGGGAUCCUAUCCCAACCAAUUGCCAUUGCAAGAAAUAUGUAUUCCAACCAUACAAACUCUUUAAGUUUUUGAUAAAAAAUCAUUCUUGUUUGGCACAAUGAUAAAUGUAAUUUUUAAGAAUGUCAAUAUUCUAUGAGACUAACAGGCUCACAAAUUUAAUUUGUAUCAUUCAUUCUGAUUUAUUUUGGUUUCCUUUUUUUUUACAAUUUUAGCUGUUUGGCUGCCAUUAAACAGCUCUAACAAACACUAAUGUUAAGUAAAUUAGCUGUAUUGCGUAUACUUGCACAUCUGAUGAUUUGUAAUGGUGAGCUAGUCAGAUUGUAGAACAAGGUUCCAGAUGAAGUCACCAAUGAGCACACCUAGGUAAUGAAUUUGAAGACAUAUUUCAGAAUAAUGGUUGUUAAAGAUUCAGGUGAAAUGUUGGAAUGCAGUACUAAUGGCAGGUAUCCAUGCAUUCUCAGAUUUGUAAAGGUCCCUGGAUGCAUUUUUCAGGGUGACUUAGUUUUAAAGUUAAUAAAGAUAGUUA
Mobula hypostoma (lesser devil ray) is the source of this 4687-nucleotide messenger RNA. RefSeq names its product ring finger protein 111 (gene rnf111). Lineage: Eukaryota; Metazoa; Chordata; Chondrichthyes; Myliobatiformes; Myliobatidae. The transcript is spliced from 14 exons. The record is from RefSeq and is a predicted model, not a curated record. Gene Ontology annotation, molecular function: ubiquitin protein ligase activity; zinc ion binding. Gene Ontology annotation, biological process: ubiquitin-dependent protein catabolic process. The coding region runs from base 839 to 3664 and encodes 941 amino acids.